GCCGAUCGAUGAAAGCCGUUGAUUAAUUACAUUUUGCGGGAACCCGAAGUAAAUUUACCGACAUUUUUCCCAGCAAAGGACUGAGGGGUUUGAUGCUAACAAAAAUUUUUAUUUUUUAUAUAUAUAUUUUUUUUAAUGUUAAUAUAUACAUAUUUUAACUGUGUAAAAAAUUUGCAAUUCUAUAAAAGCACUUAAAAUGAAAAAAAUGUCGGUAAUUUGCUUUAGCAUCUCUGAAAUAAAAAGUUCCUUAAUUUGCCACGAAAAUAUGAGGGCAGCACGAUACGAUAAUGGUGACGUACCCUAACCUAUAAAAAAUUCACGUGUGACUGAGCUACCUUUACACUUGCUUGAAGUUCUCACGAUUAUUGAUUUUAUACUUAACAUAAUGAAUUGAAAACUGUUGAAAACUAAGCUAAUACUCUUGGAUAUUACUUAAUAGUUAUGAAGAUAUUAAAUUAAGUAAUAUUUAUUAGAUGUUAUCAAAUUAUUAACAUACGAUGCGUAAAAUAUAGUGCCGGCAAGUUUUUUUUUUUAUUAUUCAUUUUAUAUUGUGUGUGAAUUAUAUUUAUACAUAAAAAGAAGAUGAGCUUAUUUGUUAUUAACAGAUACGAAGGUGAAAGCAAGCAGGAGGAAAAUGAAACAAAUUAUUUAUCCGAUCUGUUGAAGAAGAUAGAAGAGCGUAAGAGACAAAGAGCUGCAGAAAGUAAUAAAUCUAUAUUAAAUGAAGAUGGGAAUGAUUUGGGAGAACCUAAGAAAAAGAAAAAGAAAAAGCUGCUUAAAACAGAGAAACCUGAUGAUUCGCAUAUUGAAGACAAAAAUGCUAGCCACGAGAAGAUUAUUGAACAAACCGUAGAAACAACCAAAUUAUCAACAAAAAAGAAAAGGAAUAAAAAAGAUACUGAGAACGAACAAUGCUCUGCUACAACAGACAAAAUUAUAGAUUUAGAAGAAAAAGAUAAGACUGUAGUAGAGAAAAAUAAUGAUAAUAAAGAUGCUACAGAGAAAGAAAUAUCUUCACACAGCAAUUUUACAGUAUUAGGUGCAGUACCUCGAAAAAAGUUGCCUGAAGUGAAAAGAAUGUUGCCAAAUUGGUUAGCACAUCCUGAAGUUAUAUCUGCUGAUUUAAAUAGUGGACCUAUUUUGGAAGAAUUGGAAUCAGUUUUGGAUGCUAAAUUGGUAGAAGCUUUAAAAACCAAUGGCAUUGUUAAAUUUUUCCCAGUCCAAUCUAGUAUAAUAAAAUGGUUACACAAAUGCAAGAUGGAUAGGAAAUUAGGAUGGUGGCCUAGAGACACUUGUGUAUCUGCUCCUACAGGCAGUGGCAAGACUCUGGCCUAUGUGUUACCAAUCGUACAGGAAUUGCAAACACGAUUGGUACCGAAAAUUCGCUGCUUGAUCGUCUUACCAGUGCAAGAACUAGCUGCACAAGUUCAUAAAGUAAUGAUCGCCUAUACGUCUCACACAAAUCUGAAGGUGAGCUUACUCUCGGGUGCAUUUCCGUUCGAGCAAGAGCAAAGCAGUAUAAUUAAAAAAACUGAAAGAGGGAAAUACUUAUCUAUGGUGGACAUCGUAAUCACGACGCCUGGUCGUCUAUUAGAUCACAUACUAAAGACACCUGGAUUUUCCUUGGAUUCCCUGAGAUUUCUUGUUAUCGAUGAAGCUGACCGCGCAACAGAAUGGCUACAAUAUUUACCUGAACCUCAUUCUCGGGCUCCUAUUUUGACGCUUAAUAGCAUGCGCUCAAGCAAGAUUAUACCAGCUCAAAAGCUAUUAUUUAGCGCAACAUUAUCACAAGAUCCUGAGAAGUUGAGUCGACUGGGCCUUUUCCAGCCAAGAUUGUUCACAACCGUAGUGACUGAUAAAGAUACGGAUGUAAAUUUAGAUAAAAUUGCGGGUGACUUUGUCGGACGUUAUACGAGUCCAGCAGAACUGACGGAACUUGCAGUGGAAUGUCUUCCCAGUUACAAACCAAUUGCCCUGUAUCAAUUGUUGACAAGACACGAUAUUAUUCCUAAGACUCUCGUUUUCACGAAUUCCGGGCAAACCGCGCACAGACUGGCGCUAUUGAUGCAGUCACUCUUAUCAGAACGGAAUGUCACAGUGGGUGAAUUAUCCGCCCAGCUCGCGCCAAAGCAACGUGAAAGUGUCCUGGGCAAAUUCGCAAACGCCGAGAUACAUGUAUUAAUAAGCUCGGAUGCUUUGGCUAGAGGCUUGGACAUUCUGGAUGUGCAGUUAGUCGUGUCUUACGAUUGCCCAAAACAUAUCAAGGGCUAUAUACAUAGAGCUGGUAGAACCGGACGGGCAGGAAAGCCGGGUACCGCAGUGUCCAUACUCACAGCGAAUCAAAUCGGUAUAUUCAAGCAAAUGUUAAGCGCUGCGCAUAAAACCGUGCCCAAUAUUGAACAAAUGGAUCUACAUGCCAUUGCAAAGAUGGUAAAUUAUCAGAGUCAUCGUCAGAAAUUGAUCGAAAUUCUUGAGAAGGAAAAGAACGAAAGCCUGGAACGAACGAAGGCCACUAAGCGUAGACGCGUGGCAAAUGUGACCAAGCAGAAUGAAAAUGUAAAAUAAUAUUGUAAAAAAAACAUAUAAAAAAAAAAAGAAAUAAAAAUAUGUACAUGAGCU
Molecule: messenger RNA, 2619 nt
Organism: Solenopsis invicta (red fire ant)
Lineage: Eukaryota; Metazoa; Arthropoda; Insecta; Hymenoptera; Formicidae
Gene: Dbp73D
Product: ATP-dependent RNA helicase DDX51
Exons: 6
Coding region: 583-2565 (660 amino acids)
Cellular component (GO): nucleus
Molecular function (GO): ATP binding; nucleic acid binding
Source: RefSeq, a predicted model, not a curated record